Molecule: messenger RNA, 2796 nt
Organism: Saccharomycodes ludwigii
Lineage: Eukaryota; Fungi; Ascomycota; Saccharomycetes; Saccharomycodales; Saccharomycodaceae
Gene: SED4
Product: GTPase-activating protein SED4
Exons: 1
Coding region: 1-2796 (931 amino acids)
Biological process (GO): protein secretion
Cellular component (GO): endoplasmic reticulum membrane
Molecular function (GO): protein binding; GTPase activator activity; guanyl-nucleotide exchange factor activity
Source: RefSeq, a predicted model, not a curated record
AUGAAGUUUGAAACUGCUAACUACACCAUGGAUUAUCCAAUCUAUGGUGCAAAAUUUAUAAACAAUUCAAUUUUAUUGAUCGCAGGUGGUGGUGGCGAAGGUGCAAAUGGUUUACCAAACAAAAUAACCGCUUUAAACGUGAACUUCAAUAAAAAAAAGAAAAUCAUAAAGAAGUUCCGUGAAUUAAAAUUGGAUGAUAACGAUGAUUCUCCGACCACUCUAGAUUAUUCAGAUGGUGUUAUUUUAAUUGGCUGUAAUGAAAAUUCUGCAAACAUUAAAAAUGGCGAAAAUAAACAUUUAAGAAAGUUUGUUUACGAAAAUGAACAUUUAAAAUUUGUUGGUAGUUGCGACUAUAACCGUAGUUGUAAUCCAGAAGAUUACACCAAAUUAACAGUUAUAUCUAAGGACGGUACUGCAGCUGCAAUUGCUUCUUCUUCCUUACCAACAAUUAUACGUGUUAUAGAUCCUCGUACUUUAAUGGAAAAAUAUGAAAUUGAGACUGGCAAUGAUGUUAAAGAUUUGCAUUUUUCUCCUGAUAGUAAAGUACUAAGUUAUAUUACUGAAAGCACCUUAGAAGUCAUUUCUUUAGUCACUGGUAGAUUUAUUGUUCGUAAAACCGAUUUUAACAAGGAUUGGGUUUUAUCGAAGAUUAGAUUUAUUAACGAUGACGAACUUAUUAUUGCAGCAUCCUUGAAAAAAACGACUGGGGUUGUUUUAAGCGUUGUUAGCGUGAAAAGUGGUUCUAUUUCCAUGUUGAAAUCAAGAGUAGUCACAAAAAAAUUCAAGGGUGUAACUUCGAUGGACAUUGACGCAAAAGGUGAAUUGUGCGCGUUGGCUGGUAAUGAAAAUUCUAUUGCUUUAAUCAAAUUAAGGGAUCUGAAAGUUGCAAAAUUUUUUAAAAACGUUCAUGCUUUUGCUAUCACUAAAAUUUGUUUUUCCCCCGAUUCCCAAAUUUUGGCAAGCGUCUCUGCAUCGAACAUUGUGCAUUUGAUUAGAAUUCCUGCCAAUUGGAGUUCCUCUAUUUCCUUGUCUAAAAAGAUUUUCAAUUACUUCAUUAAUAUUAUUUUUAUUGUUUUAUUAUCAUUUAUCGCCCAACUAGCUUAUAAAAAUAACGUGCAUACUAUUGUCUACAAAUGUACCAAGGAUUGGUACAAUUCAAGGAAAAAGGGUGAUUCGUCCUCGUAUUUUACCAUUAACGAUGGAUUAGAACAGGUUACAUUAAUUAAAGAUAAAGAUUUUGUUUCUACUGUUGGUACUGAUAUUCCUAGUAAUACAAUAUCUAGUGAGACAUUUGAUAGUCUGUUUUUAAAUGAUUUAACUGAUAAGCACGAUAUUGUAACUGAAAAUGAAAUAAUGUCAACUUCUACAACUUAUUCAACUACAAGUGAACACAUUAGCACUAUAUUGACAAAUAAUAACAUUGAAACUUUGGCUACUGCACCAAUUGAAGAGGGAAAAGAAGAUACAUUUGUAAGCACUCUGCUUGAAACAAAGUCUGAUAAAAGCUUUAGCAAUACUAUCCCAACUACCUUUGACCAUGAAGGUGAUCUUAAUAAUAUCACUGAAUCUACCAUCGAGUACCAAACGUUUAUAACUGAUAAUUUAGUCUCCGGUACCUCUUUCACUUCUGAGAUUGCAUCGGAUACUUUUCAACCAGAUACCACAAGCUCUCAACUUGCAUCCGAUACUUUUCAACCCGACACUACGGAUGUCGAAAUUGAACCUCCUUUAAAAACUACUGCAAAAAAGGAUCAGGGUAAUAUUCAGUCAUCGAUUAGUGUCCCCACAGAAAUUAUAACCGGAGAAACUGGAAUCGUUACAAAGGAAGAAGCAACUACUACUCAGCCAUUAUUUAGUAUCUCCACAGAAACUGAUAUUAAAGAAACGGAGUCUGUUACAAAUUACAUCAAUACUAUUAAUGAAAUAGAAAGCAACACCGCUGCUGUUAAAAUUGAAACUGCCUCUACCUAUCAACAGCCAGCCGUGGAAUCUGUAGAAUAUAGUUCGCCUUCUACUGAAACCGAAAGCACGAUAAUAUCUUCUGCUGCAAGAAUGCAUACCAUUAGUACGGACCUCGAACCAAUUAUUAAUGAUGUUUCUCCUUCUUCUUCUCCUUCUUCUUCUCCUUCUUCUUCUCCUUCUUCUUCUCCUUCUUCUUCUCCUUCUUCUUCUCCUUCUUCUUCCUCCGAUGCUACUUUUAUUACUACCACUUCUACUGUUAUCUCCAAAGAGGUUAUAUUAGAAACUGUUGUUAAUGAAAGCGCAACUAUUUCUGCUAACCCAAUUACAACUUCAGGUAUUUUGCUAGAGUCCGAAAAUGAAAUUGAAGCUGAAAUUGAAAUUGAAACUGAAGCUGAAGCAGAAACUGAAGCAGAUGCAGAAACUGAAACCGAAACUGAAACCGAAACCGAAACUAAGACAUUGACCACCGUUAUAUAUGAAUCAACCUAUUCGGAAAUAAACAAUGAAACAACGCUACCCGUGGAAACAUCUGGUCAUGUGGCAGCUGCUUCUGGUUCUAUUAAUAAUUCUACAGUUGAAGAAGAGACUAUAGAAAUUGCUUUUCCAGAAAAAGAUAUUUCUAAAGUCUUAACCACUGAGAAUACAAAAGAUAAAACAUUUACAGAAACUAUGAGCAAUAAAAAUGAAAAUAUUGUAACAUCUUACAAUGCACCAUCCAAUUCAUAUGAAAUCAAUGACCAUAUUGGAGAAGAAAAUGUUUUGAUUCCAGAUAAUGAUUUAGGAUCUACCGAUGAUAUCAAUCAAGCUCCCUCUUUUGAGCAUGAUGAACUAUAA